AUGGAUAAGACUUUCAAAUUGUUGCUCCACCCCAAAGAAUUAUUAGCAGUGUACCAAUUAAAAUGCAUCAGAAAGCCAUUGCACCCAGUAAAUGCAAAAACUCAGUCUGAAACAUUAAUAAGAUGUUAUGAAUUACUAAAGAUAACGUCUAGGUCUUUUGCGGCUGUCAUCAAGGAAUUGCAUCCAGAAUUGAGAGACGCGGUAAUGUUAUUCUAUCUAAUUUUAAGGGCACUCGAUACCGUAGAAGAUGACAUGACUAUUGAGCCAAACGUAAAAGUGCCAUUGUUACGUUCUUUUCAUGAAAAAUUAAACCUCGAAAAGUGGAGUUUUGAUGGAAACUCAAAGGACGAAAAGGAUCGUUGCGUUUUGGUUGAAUUUGACAAAGUUUUGAUUGAGUAUCAUAAAUUGAGGCCAGAAUAUCAAGAAAUUAUAUUGGAUAUUACAGAUAAGAUGGGAAACGGCAUGGCAGAUUAUAUUUUGGAUGAAAAGUUCAAUACCAGUGGUGUGGAUUCAGUAAAAGAUUAUGAUUUGUAUUGCCAUUAUGUUGCGGGCCUUGUAGGCGAAGGUUUGACCAAAUUAAUGAUUUUAGCUAAAUUUUCAGAUCAAUCAUUAUCGAAUGAUAAUUUUCAAAAAUCUGAAUCAAUGGGGUUGUUCUUGCAAAAGACAAAUAUUAUUCGUGAUUAUCAUGAAGAUUUAGAGGAUGGGAGAUCCUUUUGGCCCAAAGAAAUUUGGUCUAAGUAUACUUCACAUUUACCUUCAUUCUAUGAGGACGCUUCCAUCGAAUCUCAAACCAAAGGAUUGGAAUGCAUCAAUGAUUUAGUUUUGAAUGCGCUUGGUCAUGUCAAGGAUGUCUUGACGUACUUAUCGUUAGUAAAGGAUCCCUCCUGCUUCAAUUUUUGUGCGAUUCCUCAAGUAAUGGCCAUUGCAACUUUGGCGAACGUUUACAACAACCCUAAAGUUUUGCAUGGCGUAGUUAAGAUAAGAAAAGGUACUACGGCAAAAUUGAUUUUAGAUAGUAGAACAUUGCCUAACGUUGUUAAGAUCUUCAGACAUUAUAUUGAAGUUAUUAAUCAUAAAUCAUCUGUCCAAGACCCAAAUUAUCUUAAAAUUGGUAUCAAAUGUGGAGAGAUCGAACAAUUUUGUGAACUCAUGUAUCCUACAAAAGGAUCUAUUCCUGCUGGGGUGAAAAAGACUCCAACAGAGAUCAAUAAGAACAUUAUUGCAAGACAACAAAUUGAUGACCAAGUUAAAUAUGCAAUUCAAUUCGAAAAGCUCAAGAGUUAUACUUCCAUAAUAGGAUUUGUUGUCAUGAUAUUGAGCUUGAAAUUCAUUUACAACUGA
This is a messenger RNA of Priceomyces carsonii, 1341 nucleotides long. RefSeq names its product bifunctional farnesyl-diphosphate farnesyltransferase/squalene synthase (gene ERG9). Gene Ontology annotation, biological process: ergosterol biosynthetic process; farnesyl diphosphate metabolic process. Gene Ontology annotation, cellular component: endoplasmic reticulum membrane. NCBI's taxonomy places the organism in Eukaryota, Fungi, Ascomycota, Pichiomycetes, Serinales, Debaryomycetaceae. The transcript has a single exon. Gene Ontology annotation, molecular function: squalene synthase [NAD(P)H] activity. The record is from RefSeq and is a predicted model, not a curated record. Bases 1 to 1341 code for a protein of 446 amino acids.